CUCCCUCCCUUCACACAGCACAACCCCUAAAAAAGACAGAUAGUGAGGGUCAGGCCGAGUCAGGGACUGCGAGAGAUAACCACUGCUGGUGUCAGGAUGCCUGCGUACUCCACCAACAUGAGGAUGAAGUUCCCCAUCAUCGCCUUGGUUUUGGAGAUUAUCACCAUCAUCCUGUUUGCAGUGUUUGUGGUCUAUGAUGAUGGGAAAAGUCAUGACCAGCAUGACACACCCUCCAACAACAGUGGCCAUGACGAGCUGAUGCCCAUGGAUCUCUACCCCAUGUUUCAGGACGUCCAUGUCAUGAUCUUCAUCGGCUUCGGGUUCCUGAUGACAUUCCUGAAGAGAUACGGCUUCAGCAGCGUGGGCAUCAACUUACUGCUGGCUGCCUUCGGCCUGCAGUGGGGCCUCCUCACGCAGGGCAUCUGGCACCUGACCGACGGCAAAAUCAAAAUCAGCAUCUUUAAAAUAAUCAACGCAGACUUCAGCACAGCUACAGUUCUGAUCUCCUUCGGAGCUGUUCUGGGUAAAACCAGCCCUGUGCAGCUCCUCAUCAUGACCAUACUGGAGAUCACCAUCUUCUCGAUCAACGAACAUCUAGUGGCAGAAGUGCUCGGAGCUAGUGAUGUUGGAGCAUCCAUGAUCAUCCACGCUUAUGGAGCCUACUUUGGCCUGGCAGUGGCUCGAGUCCUUUACCGACCUGGUCUGAGAAACGGACAUGAUAACGAGGGAUCCGUUUAUCACUCUGAUAUGUUUGCUAUGAUUGGAACCGUCUUCCUCUGGAUGUUCUGGCCCAGUUUUAACUCUGCCAUCGCUGAACCGGGCUACCCUCAGCUCACAGCCGUCAUCAACACAUACCUCUCCCUGGCUGCCUGUGUGCUCUCUGCAUACGCCAUCUCCAGCCUGGUGGAGCAUAAAGGAAAACUCGACAUGGUGCACAUUCAGAAUGCCACUUUGGCUGGCGGCGUUGCUGUGGGAACAUGUGCGGACAUGAACAUCGGGCCAUAUGGGGCAAUGCUGAUUGGAUUAGUGGCUGGCACGGUCUCUACCCUGGGCUUCAAGUUCCUUACUCCCAUCCUGGCAUCCCACCUGGGCAUCCAGGACACCUGCGGAGUCCACAAUCUGCACGGCAUGCCUGGGAUCCUGGGUGGAUUGGCUGGUAUUGUGGCUGUGGCUCUGGGGAAGAAAGAGGGAGGUGAUGCUGUCAUGCAAGCUGCUGCCUUGGCUUCAUCCCUAGGGUUCGCUUUGGUUGGAGGUGCAAUUACAGGUUUAAUAAUGAAGUUGCCAUUCUGGGGCCAGCCUCCAGACCAGAACUGCUACGAUGACUCUCUUUACUGGGAGGUUCCUGAGGAGGAGCAGGAGCACGAGGAGAGCUUGACUCACGCCGAUCACUCGAAGAACAAAGCAGAGGUUUAAAUAUCUGCUUUCUGUCCCCUGAGCAAGAAACUGAGAUGUGAAGGAUCAAUAAUCAGCUAGAACAUGUCAACAGAUGUCAAUUUGUCAAUGAUAUGAAUGUGAUUACAUUCAUUCAAGAAAUUUGACGAUUUGCUCAACCAAGCAACACAAGUCAAUUUCGAAACUGUUUUAUGAGCAAAGAUAUUUCCAGCAGUGUGAGCAGUGAAUAUUUUCACAUUUCUAAAAAUUGUUGACAUAAAUAUUUGGUUAAUCCCUUUGACACCAAGACAAAACAUUUGAAUAAUUUGAAACACUGAUUUUAAAACCACAGUGGGCCCAGCGUAGAUUCACUGCUGAUGCAUUUCCAUAAGCUUAUUCUUUAUUUCAUUUUUAUAUUCUCAAAAGCAUUAAAGCACGUUUUUUUAAAGAUAUUAGUAUAGUGUGUAUUUCUUUUCAUACAUUCUUUAUUUUUCCAUACACUUGGCAAAUGUAUUUCUGCUGAGGCCGGGGUCAAAAGAGAGGGGUUACACCUCUUUUGAUCCGCUGCCUCACGUCACCUCACUGGAGCCCGGUCCUUCUGCAAGGAGUCAGAGUCAGCCUGUAUGAAACCAGCAGCGGGGCUCUCACGCGGGCAGGGAUAGUCGCAUUAUAUGUUGUAACUAAUGAACUUAUCUCCCGCUGCGUACGAUCGUUUUCUAUCUAUGUGUUGGCAGCUGUACAAUUUCUUUAAUGCAUAGAGUAUGAAUGUAUUUAGCAUUAAAUUGGUUGUUACUGGGCAAGCUAAAGUUCUUUUUUUGUCUGCUUUCUAUUUACAUCCAAUGUAUUCUUUACAUGUACAUACAGUUAGCUUUUAGACGGAUUGACAUGGUCAGUUUUAUCAAAGUCCUGCAUUGUUGUGAAAGAGCAACUGGUACUGAAUAUUUUCAGAUGCCUUUAAAAUAAUUAAAAGGAACUUACAAGUAAAAAAUGUUACAUAAAAAACAAGGCGCAAAUGUGAAGAUCAAUAAACUUUUUUAAAAUGUUUGGGUGUUCAACUAUAUUCUUCUUCUGCCGUCGGAGUGCUGAAGGACAUGUUUUUGUUGUGAAAUUAAAAUAAAGAACUGCAGGGCGAGAUAAAACUGACUACACAUACAGUAUUGUUAAUCAAUAUUUUGGUUUGUCAAACGAUGUAUGAUGCCCAGAACACAGAAACACAUCACAUUUUGUAUUUUUAUACAGUGGGCCUGUGCUCUUAUUUGUAUAAUAUACUAAUACUGUUAAAAUAAAUAUGUUUUUGUACAAUA
Eleginops maclovinus (Patagonian blennie) is the source of this 2675-nucleotide messenger RNA. RefSeq names its product Rh associated glycoprotein (gene rhag). Gene Ontology annotation, molecular function: ammonium channel activity. Gene Ontology annotation, cellular component: plasma membrane. The transcript is spliced from 10 exons. Gene Ontology annotation, biological process: ammonium homeostasis; ammonium transmembrane transport. The record is from RefSeq and is a predicted model, not a curated record. The coding region runs from base 97 to 1413 and encodes 438 amino acids. Lineage: Eukaryota; Metazoa; Chordata; Actinopteri; Perciformes; Eleginopidae.